Messenger RNA from Necator americanus (New World hookworm), 231 nucleotides. RefSeq lists its product as uncharacterized. Bases 1 to 231 code for a protein of 76 amino acids. The record is from RefSeq and is a predicted model, not a curated record. The transcript has 2 exons. Lineage: Eukaryota; Metazoa; Nematoda; Chromadorea; Rhabditida; Ancylostomatidae.
AUGUCGUAUUGGUUAUCACAAGCUGGCUGGGAGCGACUGCGUGAUGCAGAUGAAGCGGGAACCAUGAAGACAAUGCUCGGAAAAGGCAGUGAUGUGGAUCCAUUGGUAACGCGAUUGCUAAGCGAUUCGUAUAUCUGUUUCUACCACGAGGAGCCGUCUAGUCACAGCUCGAAUUCUUCCUCAAAUCUAAUUAAUAACAUGAUUCAGAAGGUUGUCAAACCUCUUACAUAA